AUAUUGACAAGAAUGAAAAUAACAGUAACAGAAAACGCAAGAAGCCAUUGAAGUCAAUUUAUUACGCAAAACAUCAAAAGAAGGCUGAUCUAACUCGAUCUCUAAAGGUUAGAGUGUACUCAAAUUUUUCACAGAAAACUUUGUUGAAACAAUGGAUGGGUAAAAAUGUUGAAAAUUGUGAUGAUAUUCAAAUCACUAAAAAUCUCAAUAUUGUUGCUAUUGAUCCUGGUAUUCAUACUG
This is a messenger RNA of Funneliformis mosseae, 240 nucleotides long. The record is from the annotation of a GenBank genome assembly. NCBI's taxonomy places the organism in Eukaryota, Fungi, Glomeromycota, Glomeromycetes, Glomerales, Glomeraceae.